Saxophila tyrrhenica is the source of this 2001-nucleotide messenger RNA. RefSeq lists its product as uncharacterized. The transcript is spliced from 3 exons. Gene Ontology annotation, biological process: DNA-templated transcription. Gene Ontology annotation, molecular function: zinc ion binding; DNA binding. NCBI's taxonomy places the organism in Eukaryota, Fungi, Ascomycota, Dothideomycetes, Mycosphaerellales, Extremaceae. The coding region runs from base 1 to 2001 and encodes 666 amino acids. The record is from RefSeq and is a predicted model, not a curated record.
AUGGCUCCAGAUGCCGAAGGCCGGGAAUGGGUCGGUAGAGUGCCGUUUGACGGCCUCGCGGCGAGGAGUAGGUUUAUCUUAUCGUCAGAUGAAGACAGUGCUAAUAGGUACUCUCGCGAUGCAAUCAAGCUUCGUGCUGCGAAUACCAGACGAAACGAAGCCCAGGCUAGCGAGGAUGGCCACUCGUCAGCCAACGGCAACGAUAGUGCUGGACCUGUCGUGGCCGACAAUCACAGUCCCCAGGACGACCAGAACCCACGCUCUGUGCCAGGACACCACGAAGGUCCGGCAGACCAGGGAGUUAGCCCAGCGGUAGACAGCAGUGCGACGCCCGGCCGGUCUGCUUAUCGCGACGUUUCCUGGUCAUCGAUGUUCAGUCACUUCCUCGACAGUCGUCAGCAAGGCGAACGUAAUCUCGUCGACAAAUGCUCAAUCACCUACUUGGGCGAGUCUUUCCCGCUCGCGCUCGUGCUUGAAGACUUGCAGGAUGGCGGCAGCCUAAGACUACACCACCCUGGGCCUUCACUUGAGGAGAACUCGACGACUCCAGGAACGACUCCAGAUCGAGCGCAUCCGACCCACCUACUCCCAGAGGACAUGAAUUGUCUACUGUCGAAGAAGGCUUUCGACUAUCCUGACCGGGCCGCCUACAAUGCGCUCAUAUCCACCUUCCUUGACAUCGUCUUUCCACUCUAUCCAAUAAUAAACAGAGACGAGUUCAUCAAGCAGUACGAAAAUGACUCACUGCCGUGGCUGUUGCUGCAGUCCAGCUGCUUUGUUGCUGCUACUUUCUGUCCUGAGUCUAUAUUGCACCGCGCUGGCUACACUGGCCGACGACAGGCCCGCUUCUCGUUCUACAGGAAAGCGAAGGCACUUUUCGAUACUGGCUAUGAGAGUAACAAGAUUGUAAUCCUACAGAGCGUUUUCAUGCUCAGCUUCUGGGGUGGUGCUCCGAACACUUACUGGAACUUCUACACCUGGAUCAGCACCGGCGUGACUUUGGCAGAGACACUCGGCAUUCACCGGUCGCUACGAAACACCAACAUGCACCCUAAAGACGCAGCAUUACUGAAGCGACUCUGGUGGGCAUUGAUGAUACGUGAUGCGUUCUGCUCGACUUUAUUGGGACGGCCCUUUCGUAUCAACACGGACAUGGGGGAUGUCGAGAUGCUGACUGUCGAGGACUUUGAAGACUACACACCUGGGCACGGCAGUGUUGGCUACGCACCGAGCAAUGUCUACGGACUGUAUCAGAUUAGCGUGGCGAAGCUCUCCCUCAUCCUCCGUCAGAUUGUGUACACCAGGUGGCUACCAGGACGAAUGAAGAAUUCCUCAGACGUCCUGCAGACCAGCAUCCUCAAUUGGAGAAGAGAGCUUCCUCCUGCAUUGGACUGGGGCCUUGCGGCAUCGCCGGACAACAUGUUCACUCCAACCCUGUCAAUGCUUCAUGAUCAUCACCUCAUCCUCGCUCAUCUCGGAUCUCAGCAAAACGAUGCGACGGGCUCGGCCAUGGUCAUGGAGCAGGCAGCACAGCGUAUCUCCACGGUGGCGUCUUCAAUCGUUGUCCGGUCUCAGUUCCUAAACUAUCCCCACGAAACUUUCCAGGCUCUCUUUCUCGCCGGCGUGGCAUCCUACACCCAGCUGAGGAGCCCACAGCCCACUGUCGCUCAGCUUGGCCGGUCUACGCUCAGCAACUGCAUGAUGGCUCUGCGCAGCGUGUACGACAACUGGGACGCUGCUUCGUGGGUGAUGGAUCUAUUCGAGAAGUUGUCUACAGCUACACCGCAAGCGCCAUCGGCAAAUGGAAGCUCUCGGAGUAACAACGAAGUGCAAGGGCUGGAUUGGCUGGACUUCGAUCCGAACGGCAAUUUGGACCUUGGUAUCGGCAGCCCUUGGCCGUCGAACCCGAUGCUCUCUGCCCUGUUUGACUUUCCGACAGAGUUUGGCAAUAUUGAGCAGUAUGGGGAAGUGCAUACUGGAGCGACACCUGCACCAGGAUGA